AUGGGCUGGGAAUAUGCCCAAGUACAUCUCAAGUACACGAUACCGUUUGGUGCCGUGCUGUUCGCCGUGUACAGGCCAUUGAUGUCACGGUUGGACAUUUUUAAACUCAUAUUUAUGAUAACAACUGCCGUGGUUUCUACAAUUCCUUGGGACUCUUAUCUCAUCAGAAACCGAAUAUGGACAUAUCCUCCAGGAGUUGUUGUAGGGUGGACUGCGUGGGAUAUCCCCGUUGAGGAACUGUUCUUCUUCGUGAUCCAAACCCUCAACACCUCGCUCCUGUACAUGCUUCUUAGCAAACCGACAUUUCAUCCGGUUUAUCUCAGCAAAGCUAGUAGCUCUGGAAAGAUAGCUGGACAAAUUCUGUUUGCCUCGGCUAUCAUUUUCGGAUUGGUUUCUGUCCGGAGUGGUGGUGAGGGCAUGUACAUGGGCCUUAUCCUGAUCUGGGCUUGCCCAUUCCUCCUGUUUCUAUGGACUAUUUCAUACCAGUUUAUUGUGAAUCUCCCUUGGACCAAUACUCUGCUUCCAAUUGCUCUGCCAACUGUGUAUUUGUGGGUUGUUGACACUUUUGCGUUGCGGAGAGGAACAUGGAGUAUCACCUCGGGCACUAAAUACGGUAUUGUGCUUUGGGAUGGCUUGGACAUUGAGGAGGCGGUUUUCUUCCUUCUUACCAACACCUUGAUUGUCUUUGGCCUUAUCGCAAACGACAACACCUUGGCUAUUCUGGACACAUUCCCUGAGCAUUUUCCCAAGAACAAGGGUUUCCCAACCCUUGGAUUGGUCAUUCGAGCCCUUCUUUUGCCAGAAGACAAAUAUGACCAAGAGAGAAUAUCAGGCCUGGUAAGCGCAGUUGACCUUCUCAGGAAGAAGAGUCGCAGCUUCUACCUCGCUAGUGGCGCCUUUGAAGGAAGACUCCGAAUUGAUCUCAUCCGUCUUUACGCUUUCUGCAGAGCUGCGGACGAUCUUGUAGACGAGGCACCUUCUGUUGAUGACUCCAGAGCAUCCAUUGAAAAGUUGAGGGAAUUUUUGAACAUUGCCUAUAAAGAAAACGAAGAUGAGGAGAUCUCGCCCCGACUUCGCGAAUUUGUCACCUCGAACUUUCCAGAAAUGUUCCACAUGGCUCUCCUUCAACUUCCAACCUUUUAUCUACCAAAACAGCCUCUUGAUGACUUACUCAAGGGAUUCGAUACUGACCUUCUCUUUGACCGAAAAUCUGGCAAGUUUCCCAUCGAGUCUACUGAAGAUUUGGAUAUCUACGGUAGCCGUGUAGCUGGAACAGUUGCUGAACUUUGCAACCAUCUCAUUCUUUACCACACUCCUGAGUCAGUGUCUCCUGAAGUUCAGCGCGAGGUUGUUGCCUCUGGUCAAGAAAUGGGCAUUGCACUUCAAUACGUCAACAUCGCUCGCGAUAUCAAGGUUGAUGCUGAGAUCGAUCGCAUCUACCUUCCUCUCUCCUGGCUUAAGGAGGCUCAACUCACACCUGAAGGUGUGAUGCAGCAACCAUAUGGUCCUAAGAUUGAGAGUCUACGCCAGAAGCUUCUUGAUCGCGCUUUUGAAAAGUACGAUGCUGCCAAGGGAGCAAUUGACAAGCUUCCUUCAGAAGGAAAAGGCCCAAUUCGAGUUGCUGUCGAGAGCUAUAUGGAGAUUGGACGUGUGCUUAGAGAAACGGGACCUGUUAUGAAGAAAGGAAGAGCUACUGUUCCCAAGUCGAGACGCAUUCGGGUUGCUUGGUCUGCAUUGAAUCGCUAG
Messenger RNA from Fusarium pseudograminearum CS3096, 1746 nucleotides. RefSeq lists its product as uncharacterized. The record is from RefSeq and is a predicted model, not a curated record. The coding region runs from base 1 to 1746 and encodes 581 amino acids. The transcript is spliced from 6 exons. Gene Ontology annotation, molecular function: geranylgeranyl diphosphate synthase activity; intramolecular lyase activity. NCBI's taxonomy places the organism in Eukaryota, Fungi, Ascomycota, Sordariomycetes, Hypocreales, Nectriaceae. Gene Ontology annotation, biological process: biosynthetic process.